AUGGCGAUGGAGGCGUACCGGCGGGUGCAGGACCCAGUGCACGGCUGUGCUGGGAUCAUCAGCCGCCUCCAGGGAGAGAUCCAGGUCGUGCAGUCCGAGCUGGCCAGGACCCAGGCUCAGAUCGCCGUGCACACUGCAGCAGCAGCCCACUCGCAGCCGGCUGCGCUGGGCUCCCAGUUGAACACACAGGCACGGGCUCCCCUGCAGCAGCAGCGGCGGCGGCGGCAGCAAGGCGAUGCGCUGAUGGUGCAGGAGCCGUUCCAUGGAUUGGAUGCGCUGCUCGAUGAUCACCGCGUGGAUGUUAAUUUGUUUGAUGAAGAGAUGAGUACUUGA
Molecule: messenger RNA, 333 nt
Organism: Phragmites australis (common reed)
Lineage: Eukaryota; Viridiplantae; Streptophyta; Magnoliopsida; Poales; Poaceae
Product: protein IAL1-like
Exons: 1
Coding region: 1-333 (110 amino acids)
Source: RefSeq, a predicted model, not a curated record